This is a messenger RNA of Verticillium dahliae VdLs.17, 1884 nucleotides long. RefSeq names its product TATA-box-binding protein. The transcript has 5 exons. The record is from RefSeq and is a predicted model, not a curated record. Gene Ontology annotation, molecular function: DNA binding; RNA polymerase II general transcription initiation factor activity. Lineage: Eukaryota; Fungi; Ascomycota; Sordariomycetes; Glomerellales; Plectosphaerellaceae. The coding region runs from base 740 to 1489 and encodes 249 amino acids. Gene Ontology annotation, biological process: DNA-templated transcription initiation.
GGAAUCUACGACCCCUGCCUUACGUAUUGUAUCCUCUACGUUCGGCCUUUUUAUUUUUCCCUCUUCCGUCCCCACAAAAAAGCACCCAUCCGACCUCGACACUGACCCAGCGUCACAUAAUCAUCACGACAUUCACCCUUCAUCACCGUCCGUCUACUCGUACCCCUCCUCCACCCCCCCCGACUAGACGUCGAACACAAACCACAAAACAAAUCUCCGUCGAAGAUCUCUUGCACUUCUUCACUGAAGCCGCCCGAAUCGACCCGACGUCGAGCAACUUGUCGACCAAGUAAACUGAAACACGUUUCUUUGACUACCAAGGCCUCUCCUUCAUUCGCGCGCGCGAUACCUUCCUCGACGACGAAAUCGGCAAGCACUCGAACCAGAGCCCGCACUCCCAUCUCGUCGCCCAAGGUCGCCGCGCUCUGUAGACACAUUCCGUGCUUUGCGCCCUGUUCUCUCGAAUAGAAGAUUUUCGUGCAUUAGAAGUGACGUGGUCCGCAAACGUCAAGGUGGUAUCUGGGAACCCGGACGCCUUGCGCCGACUUGAGAAUUCGCCAUAACGCCGAUUCCUCUUUUUACCUCCAUCAUCUGCCUUGCUGAGCGCAUUCGCGACUGGGCAUCCGGAAUUUUUGAGCCUUCACUGUAGGGGAGACAUUCACUUGUUCAUCUCCCACUUUUGACAGCUCUCAGCCACAAAGCAUUCACGUCUUUGAGCAUCAAGGAAACAGUCGCCAUCAUGGAGACCUCCAACAUAACCACUCAUCCCACCACGGUUGAGCAGGCCAAGGCCUUCACUGCGCCCGGCUCUCUGUCCUUCCCCGGCGGCGCCCAGGAGUUUGCUCCCCUGGCUCCCAACGGUCAGGUCAACAACCAGCAGGUCGCAAACGGCAAUGGGGUGACUCCCGCGACCCCCGCUGCGACGCCUGGUGCCUUGGUGGGCGGUAGUGGCCUCACACCCACGCUUCAGAACAUCGUUGCCACGGUCAAUCUCGAUUGCCGCCUGGACCUCAAGACGAUUGCCCUGCACGCGAGGAAUGCCGAGUACAACCCCAAGCGUUUCGCCGCUGUUAUCAUGCGUAUCCGCGAGCCCAAGACGACCGCGCUGAUCUUCGCCUCUGGCAAGAUGGUCGUCACUGGUGCCAAGUCCGAGGAUGACUCGAAGCUUGCCUCGCGCAAGUACGCUCGCAUCAUCCAGAAGCUCGGCUUCAACGCAAAGUUUACCGACUUUAAGAUUCAGAACAUUGUCGGCUCGUGCGACAUUAAGUUCCCCAUUCGUCUCGAAGGUCUGGCGUCCCGCCAUCACAACUUCAGCUCCUACGAGCCUGAGUUGUUCCCUGGUCUCAUCUACCGCAUGAUCAAGCCGAAGAUUGUGCUCCUCAUCUUCGUCAGCGGCAAGAUUGUUCUCACGGGCGCCAAAGUCCGUGAGGAGAUUUACCAGGCCUUUGAGAUGAUCUACCCCGUGCUGCAGGAUUUCCGCAAGGUCUAAUCUAAACCUGCGCCUGCACCACUGCACAACAUGUACGCGUCGGCUUGACUGCCUGAUUGCGUGCAGCCCCCCCUUUUUUGUGAUUUGUACCAUUACACCCCCAAUUCUCCUUCACGAUACCACGAGAACAUUUUUGCCCCCCCAUUUCCAAGUCAUGAUUUGGCUGUCGUACGCUUGGCCACUUUAGUCUGAGGUCGGAGCGUGCCGCACCACAAUUAUGGCCUGUACCAAUUGGUUCAUUUCCCGCAUUGCACUGGCGUUGGAGGGGAAACAAACAACGGCUGGAGGAGGGUCCAGCCGAGGCGGCUUGCUUCGAGGAAGAAAAGAACGCGCGUAGCAAUACCACGAUAGUAAUUGCAAAAGAAGUACCGGUCGUUGACCAACACUUGAGGGAU